This is a messenger RNA of Arthroderma uncinatum, 747 nucleotides long. RefSeq lists its product as uncharacterized. The coding region runs from base 1 to 747 and encodes 248 amino acids. The record is from RefSeq and is a predicted model, not a curated record. The transcript is spliced from 2 exons. Lineage: Eukaryota; Fungi; Ascomycota; Eurotiomycetes; Onygenales; Arthrodermataceae.
AUGCCAUCCGGCCAUCUUGCCGAUAUUAUCAGACAGCCGAAGAUACUUGAGGAAUUCACCUACACCGUUGGAGGUCGACAACAUCACCCAGGGGAUGAACCCGGUUACAUCUAUCCACUGGACCUACAAGAGACGCUACUCCUUCAUUGCUCUACUCUACGAAUGCUUAACCUUGACGUAGACGCCGAUUUGCAGGCUGAGAAGGAUGAUGAAACGCUCACUAAUGAAAACUCAAACUUCGAAUCCUCUACUUCCCUGCCUAACCAGUUUAUCAAAUCGUUGAAGUAUUUUACUGCUUUGACGCACCUUAGCAUUGGGGUCGACUUGCUCCUGGGAAAACCGAGUGAUAUCAGUGGACAUCCUCUCCCCUCUUUUCAACCGCACGAGAAACCGGGUGAAUGCCAAUAUCACACGGACCAAAUUUCAUCUUCAGGAAGAAACGACAAAGGGAAGAACGACAUAGAGAAAGUCACUGGAGUUGAGGAGCCAAUACCAAGUGGACGGCAUAAAACGUAUGAUUCUGGCCUAUGGCUAGAGGAAUACGACUGGGCAUCCGAAUCAGAGGAAUUUGACUCAUCAGAUGAGAUGGGGGCGUCGGAGAAAGAGGAAACUGAGGAGGAAACGGAAUAUGGACCUCCGCCGCCGUGUCUUUUCAACUUUUAUUUGGAUGAUGGGUAUAGCUCGGGGAGUCGAUAUUCCAUGUACCCAAGGCUUAAGCCCUCUCGCCGAGGAAUCCUGGACGGAUAA